UGUUAAUGGAUUAUCUUCUUUGGCCAUGACGACUGAAGCACCACCACCACUCUUCCAUAGCUUCCAACUCUCCCCUGAAAUGAAUCUGUAGGUUCCUCUCUCUCUCUCCACAUUUGGAGUCUAAACCCCAGCCCCAAUUCUUGGUUGAGUAAGAUUCUUGCUUUGUUUGUUCAUACUAUUUUUGAUGGUUUUGCACUUUUUAUUUGAUAAUUUGCUCUAAGAAAUUUUGACGGUGUGGUAAUUAGCAUAACAAUUAUCAUGGAAGCAGCUUCUGUAAACACAUUUCCUAGCUUCCAAAGACCUCCUUCCCAUACCACAAUGAACAAUUUCUUGCUCUUUGAUCCUGCAAAGACUUCAUUUUUAACUAGUAAUCCAGGAAUUAAAUUAUCCUCCAAGUUUCAUAUUCUAUUCCACAAGACUUGUCGUUUAGCUCCCAAUUCAUUAGGGAAUAAAAUAUUAAUUGAUAAUAAACAAGAAGAAGAAAAAGAUGAUGGUAGUGCUGAUGGUUCUAGUGAUAGUAAAAAUGAGGAAAACCCGGUCAAUGUGGACUGGGAAGCAAAGUUCCUUGGAAAGAUUGACCCAUCUGAAGAUGUUUUGCCUGAGAAGAAGAAGAAAAAAAAGAUAAACUCUAGAUUGCUCAAGGAUACUGAAACAAUGGACUGGUGUAUGAAUGCUAGAAAAGUUGCUCUCAAGUCUAUUGAAGCUAGAGGAUUGACCCCUGUUAUAAAGAGUAUGGUUAGUGGUAAUAAAAAGACCAAAAAAAAGAAGAAGAAAAUAAAGUCCAAGGUUGAUAAGCGAAACCCGGAUGAAGAAAUUGAUGAAGACUCUGAAUUAGACUCGGAUGAUGAAGAUCUUGAUUUGGAUGCUGAAAUUCCUCUAGGCAAUGCAAGUCACCUUAAGAGGACAGUUAGUAUGUUUGCUGAUGGUAUGUUUGAGGAACAGAAAGCUAAAACCAUGGAAACGUUUGUCCAAAGGCUAUCUGAGUUUGCAGGACCAUCAGACCGUAAGAAAGAAAUUAGCUUGAAUAAAGCAAUUGUUGAAGCAAUGACGGCUGAGGAGGUGUUGGAAGUUACUGCUGAGACGGUCUCAGCUGUUGCAAAAGGGCUUAGCCCUUCGCCUCUUUCUCCAUUAAAUAUAGCCACAGCUCUGCAUAGAAUAGCGAAGAACAUGGAGAAAGUUUCAAUGGUUAGGAGUAGAAGGUUGGCAUUUGCUCGCCGGAGAGAGAUGUGUAUGCUUGUUGGCAUUGCUAUGACUGCUUUGCCUGAGUGCUCGGCACAAGGUGUUUCAAAUAUUGCGUGGGCGCUGUCAAAGAUUGGCGGUGAGCUUCUCUAUUUGACAGAAAUGGAUAGAGUGGCAGAAGUGGCAUUGACUAAGGUUGAUGAGUUCAAUACACAAAAUGUUGCUAAUGUAGCUGGGGCUUUUGCUUCAAUGCAGCAUUCUGCUCCAGAACUAUUUUCGGGGUUAGCAAGAACGGCCUCAGGCAUAAUCCAUACUUUUCAGCCUCAAGAGAUUGCUCAAGUCUUGUGGGCUUUUGCUUCUCUGAAUGAGCAAGCUGGUCCCAUGCUCGAUUCUCUUGAUAAUGUUUUUAGUCAUGUCAGUCAAUUCAAAUGCAGCUUGAGUGAUGGUAAACUACCUUAUAUUAAAGAAAGGACAGCAGAUGGUAUUGCAGAUGUUGAGUCUGGAGCUAUUAACUAUCCCGUGCUAAUGUUUAAUAGGGAUCAGCUUGGUAAUAUAUCAUGGUCUUAUGCUGUUCUUGGGCAGAUGAAUCGAGUUUUCUUUGCUAAUGUAUGGAAUACUCUCAGCUAUUUUGAGGAGCAACGAAUAUCCGAGCAGUAUAGAGAAGACAUUAUGUUUGCUUCCCAAGUUCAUCUUGUGAACCAAUGUCUCAAGCUAGAGUAUGCGCAUCUUGACUUAUGCCUUAAAGGUGAACUGGAGGAGAAAAUUUGCAAUGCUGGAAGGACAAAACGGUUCAAUCAGAAGGUUACUUCCUCAUUUCAGAAGGAGGUUGCUCGCCUUCUUGUCAGCACUGGACUAGAUUGGGUAAGAGAAUAUGCGGUGGAUGGUUAUACUCUGGACGCAGUCGUUGUUGACAGAAGAGUUGCUCUUGAGAUAGACGGUCCUACUCAUUUCUCAAGGAACUCAGGAAUCCCCUUGGGACAUACAAUGCUAAAACGCAGAUAUAUCACUGCUGCUGGUUGGAGGCUCAUAUCUGUCCCUCAUCAGGAAUGGGAAGAGCUCCAAGGAGGGUUUGAGCAGUUAGAGUAUCUCCGUGGCAUUAUUGAAGGGAGCUUCAAUGUGGAAAUGGAAGAUGGUCAUUCAAGUAUAGAAUAGGGAAAUCUAUAGCUGUAUUUUACUGUGUUUGCUCUUCGUUCCUCUGUCAUAUAGCUGAUAUAUAUAUAUUUCUCUUACUUUUCAAAUUGAGAUUGUGCUAAUGCGGAUUACUUCAAUUUUUGAUGGGCAGUAUUUGUUAAACUACUUAGACGAUUCAUAUAACCGACUCAAAUAGUUUAUAGUUGAGGUGUAGUUGAUUGAUUGAACAAUAUACACCACAAAUUCUAGAGUGAGAUAUAUCAGCAACCUUUCUUGUC
This is a messenger RNA of Nicotiana tabacum (common tobacco), 2588 nucleotides long. Its product is annotated as RAP domain-containing protein, chloroplastic. Gene Ontology annotation, cellular component: mitochondrial matrix; ribonucleoprotein granule; chloroplast. The record is from RefSeq and is a predicted model, not a curated record. Gene Ontology annotation, molecular function: RNA binding. Gene Ontology annotation, biological process: mitochondrial RNA processing; regulation of mitochondrial mRNA stability; chloroplast rRNA processing. NCBI's taxonomy places the organism in Eukaryota, Viridiplantae, Streptophyta, Magnoliopsida, Solanales, Solanaceae.